Molecule: messenger RNA, 1044 nt
Organism: Mucor velutinosus
Lineage: Eukaryota; Fungi; Mucoromycota; Mucoromycetes; Mucorales; Mucoraceae
Exons: 7
Coding region: 1-1044 (347 amino acids)
Biological process (GO): NADPH regeneration
Cellular component (GO): cytoplasm
Molecular function (GO): oxidoreductase activity; nucleotide binding
Source: RefSeq, a predicted model, not a curated record
AUGUCUUCCCAACCUAUUCGAAUUGGUAUUAUUGGUACUGGUAUCUUUGCUCAUCGCCACAACAGAGCCUAUCAAGCUGUUGGCAACGAAAAGUUUCAGUUGGUUGCUUGCGCCAACAGAUCCAAGGAUAAGGCUGUAGCCUUUGCAAAAGAGGUUGGAAUUGACGAGUCUGCUGUAUAUACCAAUCCUAUGGAUCUUAUCAAUGAUCCCAAUGUUGACGCGGUUGAUGUUCUUUUGCCUGUCCAGUUCAAUAGAGAGAUUAUUGAAGCUGCUGUAGCUGCCAACAAGCACAUUAUGUUUGAGAAGCCUAUUGCCGCUAAUCUCAAGGAUGCUCGCGAAAUUGUAUUAUUAUCACAAAAGGCCAAGACGGUUGUUGCAGUAAACGAGAACUGGUCAUAUCAUCCUUUGGUGUGUGCUGUAGCCGAGUUUGUCUAUCAAGGAGGCAUCGGAGAGAUCAUUAACUUUACCUAUGACUCAGCUCGCCCUUAUAGUCCCAACUCACCCUAUCAUGCUACCAAAUGGCGUCAAAAUCCUGAACAUCCAGGUGGAUAUCUCAGUGAUGGAUGUGUGCAUGACAUGGCACAUUUAGUGCCUAUUCUCGGUAAGUUCGCAUCUGUUGCUGCUUUUGCCACCAAGAGACAUGCUAUUCAUGUGUGCGAGGAUACUUUGGCCACCACCAUCAAGCUUGAAAACGGCGGCGUGGGUGUUGCCAACUUUACCUUUAGCACUGCCGGUAUCAAAAAGAUGAGUCUUGUUGUGCAUGGCACCAAGGGCACUAUCGAACUUACUGAUGACACUGAUGUCAAGUUGUUCAAUGAACUUGGUGAAUCUGUCGACAUUUCUCCCAUCACAUCCCUUAAGGCAAAUGCUCCUGGUAAUGGAUUGGCUGAUGUGGAAGGUGAACUCUCUGCAUUCUAUGAUGCUGUGCGCUCUGGAAAGAAGUUGGGCGUGUCCACUGAAGAGGCUUUCCAUCACCUUGCUCUUAUUGUUGCAGCCCUGAAAUCAGUCGAAACUGAACAGACUGUCACAAUUGAGCAGGUGUAA